This is a messenger RNA of Acromyrmex echinatior (Panamanian leafcutter ant), 716 nucleotides long. Its product is annotated as succinate dehydrogenase cytochrome b560 subunit, mitochondrial. Gene Ontology annotation, molecular function: electron transfer activity. Gene Ontology annotation, cellular component: membrane; respiratory chain complex II (succinate dehydrogenase). The record is from RefSeq and is a predicted model, not a curated record. Gene Ontology annotation, biological process: mitochondrial electron transport, succinate to ubiquinone; tricarboxylic acid cycle. Lineage: Eukaryota; Metazoa; Arthropoda; Insecta; Hymenoptera; Formicidae.
AUAUAUAUAAUAAAAAUCAUCCGCGCUCAUUUAUCAACUGUCGAAAGUAUAGAGUCUAGUAUUUGCAAACGUCAACAAAAAUGGCGCUGGUCUAUACGAGACUUCUUUGUCGGCGUAAUGUCAAUUUUCGACAUUUUCGAAGCAUAUACACAUGUUGCCCCCUCAGCUCCGCGGUUUCAAAACCAUUACUUUCAAGUGCAACAUAUGAAUCCCACGAUGAGAAGAACAUGCGUUUGAAGAGACCAUUAUCACCGCACUUAACCAUCUAUCAAGUUCAAUUAACAACGUUGCUCUCAAUAACACAUCGCACCACUGGCAUUAUACUCUCCAGUUAUGCAAUGUUUCUUGGCUUAGGCACAUUGCUUAUACCAGGUGGUAUUCCAUGCUUCAUAGAAACAAUGGAUAAUUUAUGUUUACCUUUACCUAUAUUGUUCGUCGGCAAGACCUUGCUUGCUUUGCCUGCUACUUUUCAUACGUACAAUGGAAUCCGUCAUUUGCUUUGGGAUUUAGGAAUGUUUCUAACGAUUAAGGAAGUAUAUAGUACUGGAUAUAUGGUAUCUGCAAUGGCAGUAGUCUCCGCACUUAUACUUGCGGCGAUGUAAGUGUUGUGUUUACAUUUAUCAGAAAAUAAUUCUUUAAAAUUAAUUGUAUUAUCAGAUUAUAUUACGGCUGUAUUAAUGUUUCAAUUACAGAAUAAAAUAAUUUAUUAAAACUAA